AUGGGAGGCAAGAAGGCUGCGGGUGAGAAUUCGAAGAAGGCCGCUGGCAACGCUCGCAAGGCCGAAGCUGCUGCAUCAAAGAAGGCCGUAGAGGACUCCAAGCGUGCUGCGGAGGAGGAGAAGGAAUGGUCUAAGGGAGCCAAAGGAAACGCGAAAAAGGAAGACGCCGAAGCCAAGAAAGCUGAAGCUGCUCGCAAAAAGGCCGAACGUGAUGCCCUUCUCGCCGCCGAGGAGGCCUCUCAACCUUCGAAGGGCAAGGGUGCUGGUGCAAAGACAGCUCAGAAGAAGACUCGUGGUCUGGAUCUUUCACAGCUCGACGAUUCUUUCUCGGGCAACAAGAGCAGUGCAUUGAACGCCUCUGGUAUUGACAACGCUCUUGACGCGCUGUCUCUCACCAGCAAGGAUACUUCUAAAGUCGAGCGUCACCCGGAACGUCGGUUCAAGGCCGCAUAUGCGGCAUUCGAGGCUCGUCGCCUACCGGAGAUCGAGCAAGAGAACCCCGGUCUCCGUCGGCAACAGCGAAUUGAUCUCUGCCGCAAGGAAUUCGAAAAGAGCGAGGAGAAUCCUUUCAAUCAAGUGCACGUCGCUGUCAAUGCCUCUAAGGACGAGAUCGCCCAGAUUCGGGAGGCAGAGCGGAAGAAGACUGAGGGUCGUUUGACGAAGUAG
Penicillium oxalicum is the source of this 666-nucleotide messenger RNA. Its product is annotated as DUF1014 domain protein. The record is from RefSeq and is a predicted model, not a curated record. The coding region runs from base 1 to 666 and encodes 221 amino acids. Gene Ontology annotation, molecular function: transcription coactivator activity. The transcript has 3 exons. Lineage: Eukaryota; Fungi; Ascomycota; Eurotiomycetes; Eurotiales; Aspergillaceae. Gene Ontology annotation, cellular component: nucleus. Gene Ontology annotation, biological process: transcription by RNA polymerase II.